Messenger RNA from Pelodiscus sinensis (Chinese soft-shelled turtle), 8255 nucleotides. NCBI's taxonomy places the organism in Eukaryota, Metazoa, Chordata, Testudines, Trionychidae. The record is from RefSeq and is a predicted model, not a curated record.
CCCUCCCCCCCCGGCGGCCAUGCGUUAAGCGCGGUUCAACUAUUCUCUCGCACAAAGUUGCAGAAACAAGUCACCCCAGGCAGCAGCAAACGUGGGGUGUUGCCUGUGCAAGGGCUGGCUUCGUUCUCGUAGGCAGGGGUGAGCAGCAGGGGGACAUGGCACUGCGGGCGCCCCCGCCUACCGUGCUGCAGGGGUGACCGGGGUGAAAUGCAAGGAGAGGGGGUUUUACGCUGUCACAAAUACGAAGCUAAGUAAUCGGAGGCUGAAAUCCUGCCCCAUUGAAAUCAGGGGCAACAUUUCCUUUGACUGUAAUAGGAGCAAGGUUUCACACGGUUCUCUUCCUGUAUUAGCGUUUCAGAGUACAGCAGCCCUGCGUUUUCAGGACUAUACAAGACAAGUUCUUGAUGCUUGCCCAUUGAUCCAACCAGAAGCUUGGAGUAACAAGUAUUUAAGUGAUUUAGAAGCUCAAGUCUCUUGUAAAGUGACUUAGGGGCCUUAGGUUCUUAAGUGCUCACAACCACUUUUUAAAAUGAGAUUUGGCCGCCAAAGUCACUUUGGUUCAGGACUGGCAACAGCCUUAGUCGUGCCCUGGGUGGGGAGGGCAGGGCUCAGCUCUGAGCCCUCCCAGAUGGGCCUCAAGUGGAAGGGGCAGGGUAGGGGGCUAGCCUCCCUUAGGGCUGCCUAGACUCUGCCACACAGGGCUUCUGUAGCUAUUUAAAGGGCCGGGGGAUCUGGCUGCUGCUGCUGCUACUGGGGGGUGACCUGGGGCUCUGGGCCCUUUUUGAAUUGCUGGGUUUCAGGACAGCUGUCCAUCUCACCCAUCUCCCAGUUGGCAAUGCUGUGUAGGUGCUUUUGAAAAGUUAUUUGUCUUUUUAUAUGAGAAUGACAUGAUUUUACUGAUGGCUAAAUUAUCUGUCCCCUGAGCCACAAGUUCAAUGCACUAAGUUAUGUUAUUUUCCUUUCUUCUGUGUAUUUUUCUGUUUGCUUAAACACGCUGUUGACUGACAGUAUUGCUACAUACUAUUUAGUCAGUCUGCUGCUCUAAGAUCUACAUCUUAUCCUAGUCUCCCUGUGUCCCCUACACAUUUUAUAAAUUAAGGAAUAUACUUCCAAGAGGUACAAUAUUGGACUGUGUAAUAGUCUUCCAAGGGAAGUGGUAGCUUUGUUGUUUGCACCAUUAAAUCUAAAAUGAAGAAGACAUUUUAACAUAUGCUGUAGGGAACAAUUCUGCAUUGGUGGGAGUUUGGAUUAGAUGGGCAAAUAGGCCUUUUCUGUCUCUAAUUUCUGUAAUAAACAAUGGAAACCCUGCAGUGAAUAGAACAUUAAAUUGAUUCUGUGGUGGAACUAAUAAGUGUCUCAAUCCAAAUUUUUGCCAUUUAGUGAUCUCAGAGGAGGUCUUCUAAUGAAUCAUGGCAUUAGUCACUCCUAGGCUUGUGUACUUAUGCAGGAUGUCUUAAUUUAGCCAAAAUUGUAACUUUAAAGCGGUGUCAUUGACCUUACGUAUUACAGAAUCCAAUUCUGAAUAAAGUGGGCAACUAGAAGCUUAAGAAUCUACAUUCUUAUCUUACUUUCUGCCUUCUUUUGCAAAGGUAUGAGAAUAGCAAGUAUGAAAUUUAGAAUUUUCCUGUAAUCAAUUAUAAGUGUUCUCUCAGCCUAAAAUAAGCCACACCCAAGAUAUCAUUUUUCUCUGUUUUAAUUUUUUUUAUUAACACCUCUCUGUAACACCUAGCAACCAAGUAUGCUUUAUUAAGGAUAUCUUUUUUGGUUUUUGUUAAUAAAAUCAUCUUUUUAAGGUGUUGAUUUGAUUCUUGUGUCCUGAAAUAUAGCAGGAAAUCUAUGUAUGCAUGCCUAGACUGAAAGGUCAGCUAUCAGAGAUUGCAGGGGGAGGGGAGUUGUUUUUUGUUUGUUUGUUUGUUUUAAUUCAAGUUCUCUUGUGGUAAAAGAGCUUUGGGAGGUGCCCCACUGGAAGAAGUUCAAAUGCUGCCUCCUGAGUUUAAAAAGGGGUGAGUGUGUGUGUGUUUGUUUUUAUAUUUGAUGGUGACAGCUACCUCCCAAGGCCAGGAAAUGUGGCAAAAGCCUAUAGUAUUUAAGGUCUCUUGCAGGCCCCCACCUUCUUCACUCAGAGUGCCACAGUGGGGAGCAACCUUGAAAACCUCUUCUCACACAGGGGGAACCACUAACCUGUCUCCCUGCCUCGUGCUCUCUGCUUUUCAUGCCCGACUGGGUCCCUGAAACAGACUCAUCUCUCCUGCUACCUGGUGCCAUAUCUUCCUAAUGUAGUGUGUUGAGGUACACAGAUCUAUAUGCCCUCUCCCCAGAUAUCUGUCAGGGUUCACAGUGGAAUGCGGCAACAGCCUUUCAUCACUGCUUCCAGCUACAGGCUGUCCCCGACUGGCGACGCGAUCGGUUCCGGGAAUAGCGUCACAAGUCGGGGGCGUCGUAACUCGAGCCCGCAUUUUCAAAAGGUGUCGUACGCCAUCAUAAAUGUGGAGGUGAGGACAUAAGUCGGGGGAUUUCAGCCCCUUCCGCACUUACGGAAAAUGUUGCAAGUGCAGGGGAUCGUAAAUUGGGCCGUCAUAAAGCGGGGACCUCCUGACCAGCGGAGAAGGAGUAGAGGCAAUAUGACCUAGCCCAUAUCUUUGCAGAAUUAAUCUCUCCUCCUCCCCACCCCACAUGGGUAGCUGAAAGUAGCUUGUCCCUGCCUACCUGAACAGCAUUGAAAGGCAGCUAAUACUUUCAAGCUGCUGCUGGCCACCAACAUAACACAGCCUCUUCCUGUCCCCCUGGUACAGCACAGACAGGAAGCAGUUAAGCCCUAAGGCAUCCUUGUGAAUCAGGGCCCAGGAAAUCUGACUGCAGGAGCUUUAGCAAACCAGGCCAGAGAGAUGGCUCAGCAGGGAGGCUGACUAGGGAUGGAGCAGCUCUGUGCUCCCUGGGGAGCAGGACCUGGGGGUAGACAGGUGAGGAGAGUGCCAAGCCCCUGCCUGGGGGAGGGGGGAAGACUGCUGUGGCACUUGAAGGUUUGGAGCACAAGCAGGCUUGAUAUCGCUCUCCUGCCCUCCACGACCUGAGAGCUUAGCUGAGGAGCAGUCUGCCUCAUUCUAAUUCUGUGUGGAGCUUUGGCAUAUGCGGCGUUCAGCUCUUCCUGGCCAGGUCUCUGUGCCAGAGGGUCUUGGGCUUUCCCAGAGUGCCAGCUCAGCAAGCAGCAAUGGGGGAAGGAAGGAGUCUGCUAGCCAGACCGUUGAAGAGCUGAGUACUCCCAUGAGGGUCUUCUUUUUUGCACAGUUCUGGAAGCGGAUUGCAUCCUGCUGGGGUGAUAUGAAAGAGUAGCAGACAGGCGUCAUUUCAGAUGGCGGGGCAGCUGACCUGUGCACGCCAUGAUGGAGAGAGAGGGAGAGCUUGGGGCCAGACUGAGAACACAGGCUUCAGCAGUGUUACUGAGCAUGUUCCGUACAAGCCAAACACCAAAUGGGGACACUCCUCCCCCCGCCAACCCUCCCACACACAUACACAUCAUCUUUAUCCAGAGGCUGUCAAGGACCAUCCGGUAUGUACCAGAAGAGUCCAAAGACAAAACUAUCUCCGAUGAAGAUGUCCUUGAAACACUACUGAAACUCUUUAAAGCUCUGUUCAUAAAUGAUUUUAAUAGACAAAUGGACUUCUUUUCCUUACUUCCAGAAGUAAAAUCCAAGUAUCUGGAAUUACUAACUGUUCAGUUGAAGAAAUCAAAAACAAUUGGUUACAAUCAUCAAAGUCAAAAUACCUUUAAUCCUGAAGAAGUUCUGUUUAAUACAUUAGGGUUCAGUAUUACUCGAGAUCGGAGUUCACUGAUUUCUGCUGGAACAGGAGUUUUUGUUACCAAUGGGUUUGUGCCAAAAGGGACAGUAGUAUCUAUGUAUCCUGGCACAGUAUAUCAAAAGUAUGAGCCCAUCUUUUUCCAGUCCAUUGGCAAUCCAUUUAUUUUUAGAUGCAUAGAUGGUGUAUUUAUUGAUGGGAAUGAUAAAGGAAUAUCAAAAGCAGUGUACAGAUCAUGCAGCAAGAGGGAUCAACUUGGUCCUUUUCAAAUGAGUGAUAUCAGUUGGCUUACACCUACUGUGCAAAAUCCUCUGGCAGUGGGGCAGUAUGUUAACAACUGUUCACACAAUAAGGCCGCCAACAUCUGUUAUCAAGAGUUUGAUGUGCCUGAAUACUUUCCAAUAGAACUGAAACAGUAUCUUCCAAACAUCACCUAUAGCUAUGACAUACCUACCCCCUUAAGGUGUGUGGUUCUUGUCACACUCAGAGAUAUUGAGCAAGGAGAAGAGCUUUUUUCUAAUUACUACACCAUUGUCAACUGAAUCAAUGGAACCAUGGAUUAAAGAAUUAUUUGCCAUUAAGAUAUUUAUUGUGUACACUUGGCAGCCUUCUGUGGAAGGGAGAGCUGUGCUUGUCAAUUAAAAAUGGGCUACAAAGCUGUAUUUUCAUGUAAAUAUUACUUUAUAUUUUGAUACAGUUGUGUAGGUUUGAAGCUGUUUACAUCAUUUAGUUUUCAAAUGCUAAUGCUUCAUCAAAUUUAAUUGGUUUUUAGCUAACUGCACAAUAGCUCAUGAAAUUAAAAUCUAAUUUAUGAAUAUGCUAUUUCAUCUUCUGUUUUGUCUAUUUGCAUAUCACUAUGAUCCAUUUUAAACCUCUAACCCAUUCUGCUGUUCUUGCUAUAAUUAGAGCCCUGCAAAUCUGCAGAUAUCCAUGGCUCAUUUUUGCAGAUAUGGAUGCAGAUACAAAUCCUUGCAAAUUUGUGAAUAUCCACAUUAUAUCUGUUGGUAUCCGUAUCCAUUGAUGUCAGUGUGGGUAUCCAUGGCUCAUCUUUGUGGAUACAAAUUCAGAUACAGAUUUUGUAUCCGCAUAACACUAUAUCUAUAAUGGACAUAACUUGUACAAAACAUGUCCUUCCAGUAAAAUGUCCCUGUUACACUGUGUUUCUAAUGUGAUCCUCUGCACAACACAAUUUCUCAUAAUUGCUCGUGCAGUUAUAUUAAUAGAAUGUUAUGUUUUGGAAAAUAAAUUCUACUCUUACUGCCUUUUAAAAAAAAUUAGUAUCUUUUGGCAUGCAUUUCUGAGGCAAGUCAUUCACAUGCUAUGUAUUUUGAGAGACUAUUUUGACCUACAGCUUAAUUGAACUAAUAUCAGUGAUGUGUUUUCUUUUAAAAAGCAAGUGUCUAAUAUUUUUGCUAAUGGGAUCAUUUCCCAACACAAAUUUCUUUGAAGCAGUGUUUGAAAUUUUUAUUUGCCUAAACUCUAGAGAGCAGUGGACAACUUGUAGCCCCCCAUGUUGCUCUUCAGGGUAUCAUGAGACAUUUUGCUGACCGUGACCACCUGCAGGCAUGGCAACCUACAAUUCCCAGUGGCCUCUGUUGUCUGUUCCUGACCAAUGGGAAUUGCGGGAAGCAGUGGCCAUCAUGCCCCUGUGGCCCCUUUAGUUGCAGUGACUGCUCCCACAGCACCCAUUGGCCUGGAGCAGAGAACCCUGGCCACUGGGAGCUGUGGAAGGCGGGGCCAAGUAAGUGUCACAGUUAACAAAAUGUCUCAUGGCCUGCAAUCAGAUUACCCAUGAACUUUCUGUGGGCCACCGUUUGUUCAUCACUGAUACAGAGUUUAUGAAAAUAAAAUUCUCAAAUAGUGUUUCAAAAAAAAUGUGUUGGGAAAUUAUCACAUUAGUAAAAAUAGCCCUUUACAUGCCAUUUCCCUCUACAGUACCAAUGCUAAACAGAAGGCAGGGUUGUCUGCUGUGCCCAUCAAUGUUGAGUCUCCUCUUAAGAGGCCAAACUAGGAACUUGCUUCCUUUCUUUGCCAUUUGAUUUUCUCUUCCCUUCUGUGACAGGGCACAUCUGCCCUGCACUGUUCUUUUAAGGGUCAAAACCCAGCCCUGUGAGAGGGCUGAAGUGGUGGAGCCAGCAACUGAGGCAGAGAGCACCAGUUAGGGUCCAGCUGAGGCUCUAUAAAUAAGGGCUCUUGGAGGGGCAGAAACAAGACUCGUUCUUGCUCCAGCUGUGGAGCAGGAUGGACCUAGCUGUGAGGGAAGUUAGAGGCUUCCUGACCCAGAGCAAGGCAGGCUCCAAGGCCUGAGGCUACUAGGGCUGCAGGGAGGAGACCAGGGCAGUAGGAGGCAGCAGGUUCACACCCCUUUCCUAUGAUGAGUGGCCAUUACAGACUGCAGUUUGCCCCUGAGGUAGUGGCUAGAUGAAGCCUGGCAGUAGGGUCACUGAAGCAAAGUGGGCAUAGGGGUUUGGGGCUCCCCUGAGGGGGAGGGCCCAGAGGGUGGGAGCAUUGCAGCAAGGUGGUACCCAGAGAAGAGGGCAUCACGGUCUGAGAGGGAUGUGGGUUCUAACAAAGUGGUGGAGACAUUAACAAACAGGUAACAGCAGGCAUGGCAGCAGCUGAAAGGGGGUGCUCCAGAGCUGAAGAGCUGAUUCCUAGAGUGUCCAGCAGGAGACACUGUGGUGGUGAGUCUGAGACUGAAUCAGAAAUUGUUUUCAAGGGCCCUUGCCUUAGCAGAAGUCUACUGAGUACAAGGCCACCCCAUAAAGAAACCAGAGUAAGCAGCAGAGCUGGUUGACCUCUGAAGAGGAGCCUGGGUGCUCAGGACAGUAAUCAAUGCUUUUUUCUCUCUCUCAUAUCCUCAAGAAGACAGUGCAGCACUCAGACUCUCUGGCUAGUGUAACUUUCUUUGUGUUCAGCACAAAGUAAAGUUUACAGUCAUAUGAAAAUUACUCAUCUGGGUAUUUUAGAAGAACUAGGUGCUAUCUUUAAUCGCCAAGUAGCAAUGCAAGCCAAAGCCAUUAAUUGUAAUAGUGUUACUUGCAUGUUAAUAGCUUUUAAAAUCAUAUAAAGUAACAUCUUAAAACUGGAAGCUGCAUCCACUACUGUUUUACUCAGAACAGUCUCCUCAUUCCACCACUACUAGCUCCGAAUGUUAAGGUAAUUUAGGACUACAAGUCCCCAGCUGUAUUCUGCAGAGUGUGAACACAAUACACGGGGACUAGCUCCUCCUUGAUAAUGCUGCUGAAAAUGAGGAAUCAGCUAACCAACCUUCGUUAUAGUCUGCUCCUUCAUAAGAGGAAAGCAAGAGGCCUCACUCGGAUCUGGAUUAGAUCAGGCAGUGGUAGCCAAUAUCACCCUGCUGGUUAGCGGAAGAGAACCAAAAACUAUCCUUUGAGGGGAGCAGACCAGCAAUAGGAGAUACCAGGCAUGAGCUACCAGACAUACCCAGUAGGUAAAUCAAAGUGGUGGGAAACUAGGCAACUGGUUGUAUUUGGGCUAAGCAGACCUUGGGGGAAGUGUGAGCGAGAUAAGAAUGCACUAAAGUGGGAUAUGUGAAAUGGUUUUACAUUCAAAUAUGAAUACACAAGUUAGUUUUUUUAGAUUAUUUAGCUACACACAGGAACACAGGCUCUUAUUUUAUAAAAUCUCAGUUGUUUCAGUAAAUCCUGCUGUUUUAAGAAUAAGUAGUAGAGGAGAAGAUAAUAUAGAAUUGUUAGGAACUUAAUUACCAGCAUGACAACAAAUCAGACAUCUAAACAAAAUGUAAUGGCUGGAAGUUGAAACUACACAAAUUCAGAAUGGAUAUGGUUAAUUGACUAAUUAACCAUUUGAACAAUUUACCAAGGAUCACUGGAGGAUUCUACAUCACUGACUUUCUAAAACAAGAAGGGAUGUUUUUUAAAAAGAUCUUCUUUAAGAAUUAUUUUGGGGAAGUUCUUAGGCCCAUAUUAUACAGGAGGUCAGACUAGAUGAUCACAAGAGGUUCUUCUGGCUUUGAAAUCUGUGAACAAUACAAUGAACAUUCUCUGUUGGUUUGUAAUCUAGGAAAAUGACUGAUUAACUUUUAGUUGGAACUCCCUCAAAUCAGCAUUUUUAUGCUAAUUAAUUCUAAAUCCUUGUACAUGAGUAGUGUAGAUAAAGGACAAAUAGUACAAAGACAAAAAAUAAGACUAUUUUAAAUUACACUUCCUAGUUCAACAAGGUCCUCUUCCCAAAUAGCAAUCUGCUUUUAAUCAACUCAUAACAUACAUAAAAUGAUGUAUUAGUGCUGGUAUAUAAUUAACAUAUUUAGGGCCAAUGCCUAACAAACAUGAAGAAUUACAUUGAGUAAAUAAUUCUUUAGAAACUCUAAGCACUUAGGCUAGGUCUACACUCGUGGCUUCUUGCGCAAGGGUUCUUGUGCAAGAAGUCUUGCGCAAGAAAAUGUCCACACUACUAUGCGCACACUGUGCCUUUGU